AUUUUUUUUUAGUUUAAACUAGAAGCCUAAAUUUAAGAGAGUUGACCAUAGUCAACAUUUGAGUAAACAAGCUUAGAUUCAUGAUCUGAAGGUUUCAAUAGGUUCGUAUAGUGAAUUUGGGCUUGUGUGUAUGUUCGGAUGCGGACUCGAGGGGCUCGAAGGUGAGUCGGCACCAUUAGAAUCCAUUUUGCUAUUUCAUAUUUUCUGGUCAACAUUUUUGUUUUGCUUAAAGGUUGUUGGAUUUGGAUUUUGAUUACACCGUCAGUUCCAACUUGUACUUGUGACCUUUAGGAACUGAUUUUAUCAAAUUCCGACUUGUAUUGAAGAUUUUAGGCACGUUCUUUCUAAGUGAUGAAUAAUGUGAUGACCCGGCCAUUUUUAGUUUUAGAAGUCUGAAUCAUGUUCCGAGAAUUCAGGUAGCCUAAGAUAGUUAUUUGAGACUUGUCUGCAAAAUAUAAUUAGAUCCCGUGGUUCAUAUAGGUUUUGGACACAUUCCGCAUAUUUAUCGGAGAUCAAAAGUGCUCACUUUUGACAAACGUGAAGAAUCAAAACUUCUAAAAAAUACAUUUAAAAGAGUACCUUGAAGGUACCUCUCAAAGUAAGAGGGCAUUUCUGUCAUUUACCAAUCUAUGAAAUUGUGUAAAUCUAAUCUAAUAAAUUAAUAAAGUAUUAAAGUCAAAUACUUUAUUUUAGUUCAAACAUCAUCCUUUCUUACAAACCAAGAUUUAUUGAAGAUACAAAAAAGUUUUUUAGUUGUGCUGACAUAAGUGUUCCAGCCAACUUAACAAACAAUUGAAUACUUUUUUCCAUCCUCAAUAUUAAACUAAAUUUCAUGGUAAAAUUUUCAAGAAAAUCCAUUUUCCAUAGCUGAACAUGAUGAUCAAGAAAGUUGAGAAAAUUUGUAUAGCACUUUGCUUUAAGUUUCUUCUAAUAGUUGCAGUUGCAGACACAAUACCAACAACAUUAGAUGGACCAUUUAAGCCAGUCACUCAAAGAUUUGAUCCUUCAUUACGUAAAGGUAGUGAUGAUUUGCCAAUGGAUCAUCCAAGGCUUAAGAGAAAUGUUACUUCUUUUUUUCCAGAACAGAUUGCUCUUGCCUUGUCAUCAUCUCCAUCUUCAAUGUGGGUUUCUUGGGUCACUGGGGAAGCUCAGAUUGGUCUAAAUGUGACUCCACAUGAUCCAACAACAGUGGCAAGUGAGGUAUGGUAUGGGAAGAAAAGUGGGAAGUACACAUGGAAGCAAACUGGGGAUUCAGUGGUUUACAGUCAGUUGUAUCCAUUUGAAGGGCUGUGGAACUACACCUCCGGCAUCAUUCAUCAUGUGAAGAUUGAUGGUCUUGAACCCGAAACGAAGUAUUACUACAAGUGUGGGGAUAGUUCUUUAGCAGCAAUGAGUGAGGAACUUGAAUUUGAGACCUUCGCAUUGCCUACACCUAACAAGUAUCCACGACGAAUAGCAGUUGUUGGCGACUUGGGCCUUACAAGCAAUACAACCACAACCAUUGAUCAUCUCAUAAUGAAUGAUCCUUCCAUGAUUUUGAUGGUUGGAGAUUUAACUUAUGCGAAUCAAUACCUUACAACUGGUGGUAAAGGAGCUUCAUGUUAUUCUUGUCAGUUUCCAGACGCACCUAUAAGAGAGACAUAUCAACCUCGAUGGGAUGGAUGGGGAAGAUUUAUGGAACCUCUGAUCUCAAGAGUUCCAAUGAUGGUUAUUGAAGGAAACCAUGAGAUUGAGCCUCAAGCAGCAGGGCUAACAUUCCAAUCGUACUUGAAAAGAUUUUCUGUUCCUUCAAAGGAAUCUGGCUCUAACAGUAACCUUUACUACUCUUUUGAUGCUGGAGGAGUCCAUUUCAUCAUGCUAGGAGCCUACGUUGACUAUAAUCAGACCAGUGCUCAGUAUGCUUGGCUUCAGGAUGAUCUGGAAAAAGUAGAUCGUCGCGUGACUCCUUGGCUUGUGGCUGCAUGGCAUUCUCCUUGGUACAAUAGCUAUUCAUCACACUACCAAGAAUUUGAGUGCAUGAGGCAGGAAAUGGAAGAAAUACUAUAUACAUAUCGCAUUGAUAUAGUUUUCUCUGGUCAUGUGCAUGCAUAUGAGCGAAUGAAUCGAGUCUACAACUAUACCUUGGAUCCAUGUGGCCCUGUUUACAUAACAGUAGGAGAUGGUGGUAAUAUUGAGAAAGUCAAUGUUGAUCAUGCAGAUGAUCCUGGGAAAUGUCCUUCACCAGGUGACAACAUUCCAGAAUUUGGAGGUAUAUGUCACAUGAACUUUACCAGUGGACCUGCCAAAGGAAAUUUUUGCUGGGACAAACAGCCAGAAUGGAGUGCAUAUAGAGAGAGCAGCUUCGGCCACGGGAUACUGGAGAUGGUAAAUUCAACUCAUGCGUUAUGGACUUGGCACCGCAAUCAGGAUAUUUACCGUGAAAACAGUCAUGGUGAUCAAAUAUACAUUGUACGACAACCUCAAUCUUGCUCUGUUACCUCGAAGGUACCCUUUCAUCUACCUCAAAGGAUAGCAGGUUGAGUCCAUCAAUACCACCGGCAUUGGACACUGCAGCUGCAUGCUUAUCCUCUCUUCUCUAUUACAUAAUUUUGCCCGUCAUUAUCCUUAUUGGCCUUCUCAGCAACCACUGAGUUAUUGAAAGUUUUGCGACAAAAUUGAAGCACUAUAGUGAUUAUGCGACGAGAUUACAUAUAUUGGCGUUGUCAAUGGCGGAUUGUACAGUAUUGUUAUCUCCAACCUCUGUACUAUAUGGAUGUUUCGCUUUGGAAACACAAACUGGUGUUCCCUUGUUUAUAUGAAGCUGGAGGAUAUUCUUGUGAAAUGUGAUUUGUUGCGUGAAAA
Molecule: messenger RNA, 2841 nt
Organism: Lycium ferocissimum
Lineage: Eukaryota; Viridiplantae; Streptophyta; Magnoliopsida; Solanales; Solanaceae
Product: purple acid phosphatase 23
Exons: 8
Coding region: 874-2520 (548 amino acids)
Molecular function (GO): metal ion binding; acid phosphatase activity
Source: RefSeq, a predicted model, not a curated record